Molecule: messenger RNA, 1771 nt
Organism: Penaeus indicus
Lineage: Eukaryota; Metazoa; Arthropoda; Malacostraca; Decapoda; Penaeidae
Gene: Cox11
Product: cytochrome c oxidase assembly protein COX11, mitochondrial-like
Exons: 4
Coding region: 69-947 (292 amino acids)
Cellular component (GO): mitochondrial inner membrane
Molecular function (GO): copper ion binding
Source: RefSeq, a predicted model, not a curated record
ACGCCACCCAUUUGUAAACAUUAGGUAACUCAUGUUAUCUCGGCCGCAGCGUUACAUAGCCCCUCGAAAUGUUCAGACUUUACCGAAUAGCAGGAGUUUUGUGCAGAGACCUGAGGACAAAUAAGAUAUGCAAUUCACUAUGUCAUUCCCAGUAUAUAGAGAGCAGAGUGAGCGCAAAUAAUACAAAUGCAUUGUACCGGACUCUUCACUAUUCAUGUAAAAGUGCUCCGACCCUCCUCAGGAUACUCGCCCCAAGCGGGAGUCAGCCUUUGGCAUUGUCAUCUACUCAAGUAUUUAACACCCAAGUAUAUUUGACGAGGGGGAUCCAUCAGAGUCAGAAGGCCUUCAAUAAUGACUUUGGUAGCAAGCCUAUGAGUCAAGGUACAAAAUCGACUUUAUACUAUAUUGCUGCAGUGGGAGUUUUAGCACUUGGUCUAAGUUACGCAGCAGUUCCACUCUACCGAAUAUUUUGUCAGGCAUACAGCUAUGGAGGGACCACCCAGCAAGGUCAUGAUGCUGACAAGGUUGAAUCCAUGCAGAAAAGAGAAGAUCGUAUCCUGAGAAUUCGCUUUAAUGCAGACACAGCAGCUUCUAUGACAUGGAAUUUUAAACCACAGCAGAGCGAAAUAAAGGUUGCUCCAGGAGAAACAGCUUUAGCUUUCUACACUGCAAGAAAUCCUACAGAUCGUCCAGUUAUCGGUGUCUCCACCUACAAUGUUAUUCCUUUUGAUGCUGGUCUUUACUUUAAUAAAAUACAAUGCUUCUGCUUUGAAGAGCAGUUACUCAACCCCCAUGAAGAGGUACACAUGCCUGUGUUCUUCUACAUUGACCCAGAGUUUGCAGAUGAUCCCAAAAUGGAGGGCGUCGAUACAUUGACUUUAUCCUACACCUUCUUUGAAGCACGUGAAGGUGUGCCACUACCAAUCCCCAAUUUUGCAAGGAAAUAGUUUGAUGAUUAUUAUUAUAAUUAUUGUUAUCAUUAUUAAGAAGACACCUGGAAAUUUUUAACAAGUUUGCUCCCCACCCCAAAAAAAAUAUAUAUAUAUGCCAAGGUAUUGCAUAAAGCUUAAGCUUUUGCUUUAAUCAAUAAAGAUCUAAUUGUGACUGUGAGUCAGUUUGGUUGGUCUUUGGAAGGGAAUUUGAGGUUGGGAAGGUAAUUCAUGAUAGGUAAUGCCAUGAGAACUUGUUUUACACAUCCAGAAAAUUAUAUUACAAGCAAUGAUGUAACAGUAUUAUAAUCGGUAUCACAAUUAUAUAAUUCAUAGAAAUUUGAUUAUGUUACAUCUUAAUUCCUGAUUCAAACAACAAAUCAUUUGGAUUAUUUUACAGAAACCUAUAUUUUGCAUUGACAAAUAUCAAGAUCUUACUUUUUGUCAUGUAUUACCUAAUUUGAUAUGUUAAAAAAUAUAUCAGAGGUUGAAUUGCUCUGGCCCAAUCAAAAUACCAUAGGAAUAGAUUAAUUAGAUAGAGAAAGUUUCUUUUAAAUACAGAAGGUUUCUGUUGAGGAUAAUAUAAUUACCAAAAUAAUAGGGAAAUUCUGGAUACUUGUCAUAUAAGCAAGUUUAUUACUUGAAGAUAGUACUGGAAUAUUGCAACUUUCACAGGGGGAGAGUUACAGAGAAAUUUAUACAAAAAAGCUACUUGUGUAUAUAUGUAUAUUGCAUUAUCAUAAAUUAUUAAAUACACCAAAUAUGAUAUUGUUUCUAUUUCAUAGCGGUUUUUAUGAUUAUUUAAAGAUGUACAUAAACAAAUUAGAUGGUAAUUGUUGUUA